ACCGACGUCUAACAAUGCCAGAGCCAGCAAAGUCCGCGCCCAAGAAGGGCUCCAAGAAAGCAGUUACGAAGACAACAGCAAAAAGCGGGAAGAAACGCAGAAAGUCCAGGAAGGAAAGUUAUGCCAUCUACGUUUACAAGGUCCUGAAGCAGGUUCACCCCGAUACCGGUAUCUCUUCGAAGGCGAUGGGGAUCAUGAAUUCCUUUGUUAACGACAUCUUUGAGCGCAUUGCCGGAGAGUCCUGUCGCUUGGCUCACUACAACAAGCGCUCAACCAUCACCUCCAGGGAAAUCCAGACCGCUGUGCGUUUGCUGCUCCCAGGUGAGCUGGCAAAGCACGCCGUGUCCGAAGGUACUAAGGCAGUGACGAAGUAUACAAGCUCCAAGUAAAUUCUCCUAUAAACUACACCCAAAGGCUCUUUUAAGAGCCACCCACUUUUACCCUACAAGAACAGUUCCAUUGUGUUCCGCAACUCAAACGGACGCUCACGCCUUGUCUUUCAAAUAUAAUUCAGUACGCUCAAGGGAGGUACUUAUUGAACUGACGUUACACACUUAAACACUGGUGGAACCACAAUUAUUUUCUUAUUUCGUAAAUGGGGGGUGGGGGUGGAAGGGCCUAAAAUGGCCUCCAGUUGUCAAAGCUCUAACCUGCCUGUUUAGAUAUUCUACUUUUACAAUAAUAUUCAGAAAACGAUAUAAGAAUAUUGCCAGGGUAGCGAUUAUUUUCCAUUAGGUGGCAACGAAGACAACAGCAGAAUGAGCUUCAUCUACAGUUUAGCUGUGUUCAGAAAUGUGCAUCAACUUUAAACUGAAUCAACUCAAUAUUAGAGAUGAUUUUGUAGUAUACAUAUCACCUGGUAUUUCAAUUU
Molecule: messenger RNA, 871 nt
Organism: Osmerus eperlanus (European smelt)
Lineage: Eukaryota; Metazoa; Chordata; Actinopteri; Osmeriformes; Osmeridae
Product: histone H2B-like
Exons: 1
Coding region: 15-389 (124 amino acids)
Cellular component (GO): nucleosome
Molecular function (GO): protein heterodimerization activity; DNA binding; structural constituent of chromatin
Source: RefSeq, a predicted model, not a curated record